Messenger RNA from Condylostylus longicornis, 1439 nucleotides. RefSeq names its product dopamine D2-like receptor. Gene Ontology annotation, molecular function: dopamine neurotransmitter receptor activity, coupled via Gi/Go; G protein-coupled receptor activity. Gene Ontology annotation, cellular component: membrane. The record is from RefSeq and is a predicted model, not a curated record. The transcript has 7 exons. Lineage: Eukaryota; Metazoa; Arthropoda; Insecta; Diptera; Dolichopodidae. Gene Ontology annotation, biological process: adenylate cyclase-activating adrenergic receptor signaling pathway. Bases 63 to 1415 code for a protein of 450 amino acids.
UUUAAUUUUAGGUAAACGGUGCAUGGUCUCUCCCAAAUUUUGUAUGUGAUUUUUAUAUUGCCAUGGAUGUGAUAUGUUCCACAUCAUCGAUAUUUAAUUUAGUUGCAAUAUCAAUAGACAGAUAUAUAGCUGUAACACAACCAAUAAAAUAUGCAAAACAUAAAAAUAGUCGUCGUGUAUGCUUAACAAUAUUAUUAGUAUGGGCAAUAUCAGCAGCAAUUGGUUCACCAAUUGUAUUAGGUUUAAAUAAUACACCAAAUCGUGAACCAGAUCUAUGUAUAUUUUAUAAUACCGAUUUUAUAUUAUAUUCAUCAUUAAGCAGUUUUUACAUACCUUGUAUUAUAAUGGUAUUUUUAUAUUGGAAUAUUUUUAAGGCUUUGCGACAUCGUGCCCUAAAACAUCGUGCUGCCCGUAAACCAAAUCUAUCAGAUAUGACAACAGGUGGAAGUGUUAUUGAAAAUGUAGCACAAACAAGACGUUUAGCUGAAACAACAUUAGAUAGUAGUAUACGUGGUGUUGGUGUUGUAUGUACAACUGGUGCUCGUAUUAUGCCAGAUGAUCAACCAACAAAUACUGCAUCUGGUUCAAAUGAAGAAGAAGAUGAAAACGCAAUAUCACCAGAAGAUAUUGAUGAUUGUCAUGUUAUUGUAAAUGAUAAAUCAACUGAAUUUAUGUUAGCAACUGUUGUUGAAGAAACUGGAAAUCAAAAUUCAAAAUUAUUAAAAAAAAAUUGCAGUGUUGUGGCACAGAUAACAACAACCCCAAAUUUGGUUGUAGCGGAUCCAAAUGGUAAUCAUGAUUCUGGUUAUGCUCCAUCAAACGUUGAUGAUGUUAUUGCAGGAAAUAGUACACAAUUGACACCACCAGAAAGUCCAAUGCCAAGUGGAAGUUUAAAGAAGACUAGUAGCCUAAGUAGUAAAAGGAAUGGUCUAGAAGCAAAUGGAGGUUCACCAAAACGAGAAGGAACGGGUGUACCUAUGAAACCGUUAUCAUUUGUACGUUAUGGUGUACAAGGAGCUUUAGCCUUAACAAGACAUGAUUCAACAAUGUCAACAACAUCAAAAGCAUCACGAAAGGAUAAAAAGAAUUCUCAGACAUCAAGGUUCACCCUUUAUAAAGUUCAUAAAGCUUCAAAAAAGAAAAGAGAAAAAUCAUCAGCUAAAAAGGAACGUAAAGCGACCAAAACUUUGGCAAUUGUUUUAGGUGUAUUUUUAAUAUGUUGGUUACCAUUUUUCUCAUGUAAUAUUAUGGAUGCAUUAUGUACAAAAUUAGAUAAAGAUUGUUCACCUGGUGUUACCGUAUUCAUAUUAACAACAUGGUUAGGUUAUAUGAAUAGUUUUGUUAAUCCAAUUAUUUAUACAAUAUUUAAUCCAGAAUUUCGUAAAGCAUUUAAAAAAAUUAUGCAUAUGGGGUGAUUAUUGUUAUUUGCUACAUAUAUG